Molecule: messenger RNA, 3670 nt
Organism: Phragmites australis (common reed)
Lineage: Eukaryota; Viridiplantae; Streptophyta; Magnoliopsida; Poales; Poaceae
Product: pentatricopeptide repeat-containing protein At4g02750-like
Exons: 2
Coding region: 67-2352 (761 amino acids)
Biological process (GO): RNA modification
Molecular function (GO): RNA binding; protein binding
Source: RefSeq, a predicted model, not a curated record
UCCUCCCGCUGCUGCCCCGCGCCCGCAGCAACAGCAGCUUAGGCAUGCGCACCGCGCGGCGCCGCGAUGCUGCUCGGUGUGGCGGCGACGCGCUGCGCCCGGCGCGCCGGGCCACCCGCGUCCCUGGCCGCCGCGAUGCACACGUCGGGCGCCUGCGACGCGAUAACCUCCGCGAACAGGCUGAUUGGGUGGUACCUGCGGGCCGGCAGGCUGGACGCCGCGCGGGAGGCGUUCGACGGAAUGCCGCGGCGGGACGUCGUGUCCUGGAACUCCCUCAUGGCCGUGCACGCCCGGUCCGGGGCGCAUGACAAGGUGGCGAGCGCCUUUGCAGAGCUGAGGCGCUGCGGGUUCCGCGUGGACCACACCUCGUUCUCGACCGCGCUGUCGGCCUGCGCGCGGAUGGAGGCUCUGGAGCUGGGGAGGUGCGUUCACGGGCUCGCGAUCAAGGCCGGCUCCUCAGGAAAUGUGUUUGUGGGCGCUUCUCUGGUCACGAUGUACGCCAACUGUGGGGUGUUCGCCUGCCUGGAGCGGGUUCUUGACCAUGUCGAGACCCCAAACGUGGCCUUGUGGAAUGCUCUCAUAUCGGGCCUCGUGAUGAACCAUCGGGUAGAGGAUGCUCGGAGGGUGUUUGAUCAGAUGCUAGUGCGCAACGUUGUGUCCUGGACUGCGAUGAUAAAAGGGUAUGUUAUGGUGCACGAUAUCGGGCUGGCAUUUGAGCUUUUUAACUUGAUGCCUACGAAGAAUUCCGUGUCAUGGUGCGUAAUGAUCGGAGGUUUUGUCAACCAUAAGAGAUACAGGGAGGCAGUUGAGCUGUUCAACACUUUGAUGAGGAAUGGGGAGGAAGUGACAGGUGCAAUUCUUGUUAAGAUUGUGAAUGCUUAUGCUAGCUUGAAAAGCAUUGGAGGAGGCAGGUGCAUUCACAGUUUCGCUGUGAAGUCUGGGUUUGUUCUUGACCAGAUUAUUGAGUCAUCAUUGGUUUUGAUGUACUGUAACUCCUUAGAUAUCGACAAGGCAUGGUUGGAAUUUAAUAAGAUGGAAAGAAAGCAUCUUGGUUCAUGGAAUGCCAUCAUAUCUGGCUAUAUCCAUGCUGACAAGAUACAUGAGGCUAGAAAACGUUUUGAUUCCAUGAUUGACAGAGAUAAGAUCUCAUGGAACUUGAUGAUCAAUGGCUAUAUAAAAGAAGGAAGAAUUGCUGAUGCUACUGAGUUAUACUCAAAGAUGCCUGAAAAGAAUGUAGAAGCAGCUACUGCAUUGAUGUCUUGUUUUAUAGACAAUGGAAUGCUUGAUAAGGCACGGGAUGUGUUCUACAAUAUGCCUCAAGUAGAUGUAAUGUCCUGCACAACUUUGCUCUUUGGAUACGUGAAAGGAGGGUAUUUGGAUGCUGCAGUGGACCUUUUUCAUAGGAUGCAUAAAAGGACAGUUGUCACCUAUAAUGUGAUGAUAGCUGGUUUGUUUCAUCAAGGUAAGGUUACUGAAGCUUACAAGCUCUUUAAUGAAUCUCCAACACGUGAUUUAGUAACUUGGAGCUGUUUAAUUACCGGUCUUGCUCAAAAUGGUUUAAACAAUGAUGCACUUAAGCUGUACAAGGAGAUGCUACUGUCAAAUAUACGCCCAAGUGACUCGAUUCUUUCUAGCCUCAUCGGGUGUUUUUCACAUCAUUCAAUGAUGGUUCAUGGUCAGCAGUUUCACGCUACAACUAUCCGGCUUGGACUUGAGUCACAUUUGCUAAUUCGAAAUUCACUUAUUAGUAUAUAUUGCAAAUGUGGUGAAAUGAUUAUUGCCCAAGCCAUUUUUGAUCGGAUGGCUAGCAGAGAUGUAGUGACAUGGAAUACAAUGAUUCAUGGAUACGCGCUCAAUAGUCUUGGUCAAAAUGCUAUUGAAACAUUUGAGAAUAUGAAAAAGGCUCAAGUCAAUCCCGAUGACAUCACAUUUCUCGGCGUACUUGCUGCAUGUAAUCACAUGAGCCUUUUGGAGGAAGGCAAACAUUUUUUCAAUGUGAUGACAUGUAAUUAUGGAUUUUUACCGAAUAUUAUGCAUUAUGCUUGCAUGGUUGAUCUAUUCUGCAGGAGAGGCAUGCUUGAGCAGGCUGAAGAGUUAGUGAAGUCAAUGCCAUUUGAACCAGAUUCGGCAAUCUGGACUUCUCUCUUAAGUAAUUGCAGAUUGAAUGGCAAUGAUAGGUUAGCACAGCAUGCAGCGAGCCAAUUGAUUUCCAUCAAUCCUUCUACAAAAAUGCCUUAUCUGCAUCUCAUCAGUGUAAAUGGAUCAAUCAAUAGAUGGAGUGUGAUCGACAAUUUGAGAAGUCAAAUUAGAAAUGCUGCCACGGAGAAAGAAGUUGGUUCUAGCUGGAUUUAACAUCCCAUCAUGACUAACUGAUGUUUACGACAUACCAACAGCAUGUGAGUGUGCUACCAAACUACUAGGCUGCCUUCUGGCUAGUUCAGCUGAGAUUUACAGCAGUUUUCGUGGUGCAGCCAUUGACCCCUCAAGCAGAACAAAUUCACCAAACAGUGCCAUAAAGGAUGUGUAAAAUGCGGAGUGUUCAUACUCAUGAUCGGCCUGUGAUGAACAAGCAUGAAAGACAUCGUUUGCUAAAAUUGGCUAUAUUACAAGUUGAGAGUUUUCUCUCACAGGUCACAGCAGUAAUGGCAUAUCCCAAACUGGUGGCAUUGUGAGGCUUGUCCUGCUUGUUCCAUUGCUGCACACUCUGUGAAGAAACUUCUGAAUUCUGAGCAUCUGCUGUCACUGUUUGCAAGUAAAUUACUGUGCAGUCAACUUUUUGGCUCCUGAUGGAUAUCAGUAAGCAUCCGGCUGGAUUAUGUGAAAAAAGCAUGGACAACACCAUUUAUUGUUGAGCGAGAGCAUUUUCAACAGGAAUUGCCGUUUUGUUCUCCAGCAUUGUUUAGAGCUCAAUUGGAACAAGUAGGGGCUUGCAUGCUUAUAUAUUUUGUUUGUCUUCAAUUAAAUAGUGAUGAACUUCGCCCAAGGCAGGAACUUUUCUAUCAGGUUGUAGAGUUCGAUCAGCUGGGAUAGUGUUCAGCAAAAAGGGUGGACGGAUUACUUACAGCAGAAGAAAACAAAUUCAGUUUUUGGCUUAGCAAAAGGUGUGCAUGAGGUCAUCUGCGAAAAGUGGAGUGUACUAAUGCGGCCGAGAUCUGUCAGUGCAAUCUUUCUUAGAAUUGUAUUCAGUCGUCGCAUUUUACCCGUUGAAUUAUAGUUGUUUUGACGAAUAUUAUAAAAAACUAUAACUUUUAAUACUUAUUUUAAAAAUCUAAAAUUAUUUUAACAUAUAUUAUAAAAAAUUACAACUUUCUCAUCAUAAAUUCACCUAUCAUACUCUGGUAAUAUAUAAGUUCACAGUUAAUCCUCCUAUUAUAUAUUAUAGAAGAUAACAGAUGUAUUUACGAUGAGAAAGUUAUAGUUUUUUACAAUAUAAGUUAAAAUAAUUAUAGAUUUUUAAAAUGAAUAUCAAAAGUUAUAGUUUUCUAUAAUAUAUGUCAAAAUAGUUAUAAGUUUUUAAAAUUUACUGACAUAAAAACUCUACGCUUCAUCUCUCCAAUUAUAAUUUUAGCAAAUUUGAUUUGUGUCAGUAUGCUGCUGUACAUGAUGUAGCCCAAAAAAUGAACCAUACAAAUUUUAAGUUCUGUUCAUUAUGCAAUUUUGAGCCAGCAAG